AUGAAAUCCGAAGACUCACACAAUAUGGAGUCACCAAAAUCUCCAAUGAAAAUUGACAACCCAAAGACAGUGACUCGAAGUCCUGAACUCGCAGAACCUAUAGCAGAACCUCGAGAGUGGAAUACAAAGAAUCUGCCAUAUAGAUUGGGUGUGGAUUUUGUGUCUGGUGCCACUGCUGCAACUAUGGUUGCGCCAAUUAUCACUAUCAUUGAUAAAGGCAUCAUGCAAAAUGCCUCAGGUCAAGCGACACUCAAAGAAUCAUUACGAUUAUCCCUCAAGAGCUUUGUUCUCCGACCUCAUAGUCUCAUCUUCUCGAAACCGUUCGCCCUGAUAUGUAUGUUAUAUGGAGGCACAUAUUUAACAGCCAAUACCCUCGAUACUGUUACAUCCACCAUACACAAUAAACCCGCAUCCACAGUCACAUCUGGAACCUCCAAAUUCGUUGCAAGUUCGACUGCAAAUAUCGGAUUGUGCCUUUUCAAAGAUCAAACGUUUGCCCGUAUGUUUGGUCCCUCCGGUCCACCGAGACCUGUACCACUUCCUUCAUAUAUACUCUUCACUGCUCGUGAUUGUCUCACCAUUUUUGCUUCAUUCAACAUACCGCCAAUGCUUGGUCCGAUUAUCAAUAAGAAUCUAUCUGAGGAAUUACAAAAAUCGAUAAGCGGACAAACAAUUUCCCAAUUUCUCGCACCGGCUUCCGUACAGCUUUUGAGUACGCCUAUGCAUUUAUUGGGCUUGGAUUUAUAUAACAGAGGUCAAGGUGUUACUUGGGGAGAUAGGUGGAGUAUUAUAAAGAAGAAUUGGGGUGUCAGUGCUGCGGCUAGAAUAUGUAGAAUUGUGCCUGCAUUUGGUGUUGGAGGGGUUGUCAAUAUGAAAGUUAGGAAAGGAUUGAUGAAUCGUUUGGAGUAA
Molecule: messenger RNA, 909 nt
Organism: Botrytis fragariae
Lineage: Eukaryota; Fungi; Ascomycota; Leotiomycetes; Helotiales; Sclerotiniaceae
Exons: 2
Coding region: 1-909 (302 amino acids)
Cellular component (GO): mitochondrion
Source: RefSeq, a predicted model, not a curated record